UAUAAGUAGUCAUUAUUAUUAUUAAUUGACCUAAGUUCUACUCAUUUUAUUAAAAUAAAAUAUACAUGCAGAAAGGCACUCAUAAGUGUUCAGCUUAAGAAAUUUCAUAAAUUGAGCAAUCCUGUGUAAUCAGCAUGAAAUGGAAGCUAGUACAGAUACUAAGAGCUCUCUUCAUGCCCCCUUGUAAUCCCUAUCACUUUCUAGGGAUAACCAGUGUUCUGACUUCUGGUUAGUUUCAUUAAUGGCUUUCAUAAUUGGUAUCACAGCAAUUGAUAAAGGAUCAUUAUGGUAGUAUUUUGUUUUUUAUUUAAUUUCUAAGACAAAUCUACUUGCUGAUUACUCUUUUAAUACACAACUACAUUUUGUUUUCUAGGUUAAAAAAGCUCCUUGAACAGGAAAAGGCUUACCAAGCCCGAAAGGAAAAGGAAAAUGCUAAGCGGCUCAAUAAACUAAGGGAUGAACUUGUUAAACUCAAGUCCUUUGCACUCAUGCUGGUGGAUGAACGACAAAUGCACAUUGAGCAACUUGGCCUGCAGAGCCAGAAAGUGCAGGAUCUCACUCAGAAACUGAGAGAAGAAGAAGAAAAGCUCAAAGCCAUUACAUCCAAAUCCAAAGAAGACAGACAGAAACUGCUCAAGUUAGAAGUGGAUUUCGAACACAAGGCCUCCAGGUUCUCUCAAGAGCAUGAAGAGAUGAAUGCUAAGUUGGCUAACCAGGAGGCUCACAACAGGCAACUCAGGCUCAAGCUGGUUGGCCUAUCUCAAAGAAUUGAGGAGCUAGAAGAGACCAACAAAAACCUCCAAAAAGCAGAGGAAGAACUUCAGGAAUUAAGAGAUAAAAUUGCCAAAGGGGAAUGUGGAAACUCCAGCCUCAUGGCAGAAGUGGAAAAUCUCCGAAAACGUGUGCUGGAAAUGGAGGGUAAAGAUGAAGAGAUCACUAAAACCGAGUCCCAGUGCAGGGAGCUGAGGAAGAAGCUGCAAGAGGAAGAACACCAUAGCAAGGAGCUCAAACUUGAAGUUGAGAAGUUGCAGAAGAGAAUGUCAGAGCUAGAGAAAUUGGAGGAAGCAUUUAGCAAGAGUAAAUCUGAAUGCUCCCAGCUACAUUUAAAUCUAGAGAAAGAAAAGAACUUAACCAAAGACCUGUUGAAUGAAUUGGAGGUGGUCAAGAGCCGAGUUAAAGAACUGGAAUGUUCUGAAAGUAGGUUGGAAAAGGCUGAAUUAAGCCUCAAAGAUGAUCUCACAAAGUUGAAGUCGUUUACUGUGAUGCUGGUUGAUGAAAGGAAAAAUAUGAUGGAAAAAAUAAAGCAAGAAGAAAGAAAAGUGGAUGGACUCAAUAAAAAUUUUAAGGUGGAACAGGGGAAGGUUAUGGACGUAACUGAAAAGCUAAUUGAAGAGAGUAAGAAGUUUUUAAAACUGAAAUCUGAAAUGGAGGAAAAGGUGUACAAUUUGACAAAGGAGAGAGAUGAGUUGAUAGGAAAACUGAAAAGUGAAGAAGAGAAAUCUUCUAAAUUGAGUUGCAGUGUUGACUUACUAAAGAAGAGGCUUGAUGGUAUAGAGGAAGUGGAAAGAGAAAUAACAAGAGGCCGGUCUUGGAAAGGACCUGAGCUCACCUGCCCCGAAGACAACAAGAUCAAGGAACUAACACUUGAAAUUGAGAGACUGAAGAACCGUCUCCAACAGCUGGAGGUGGUGGAAGGGGAUUUGAUGAAGACAGAGGACGAGUAUGAUCAGCUGGAACAGAAAUUCAGAACUGAGCAGGAUAAGGCUAACUUCCUCUCCCAACAGCUAGAGGAGAUCAAACACCAAAUCGCCAAGAACAAAGCUAUAGAGAAGGGUGAGGCUGUGAGCCAGGAAGCUGAGCUGAGACACAGGUUUCGGCUGGAAGAGGCUAAAAGUCGAGACUUAAAAGCCGAGGUACAAGCUCUUAAAGAGAAGAUCCAUGAGUUAAUGAACAAAGAAGAUCAGCUCUCUCAGCUCCAGGUAGAUUAUUCCGUCCUUCAGCAAAGGUUUAUGGAAGAAGAAAAUAAGAACAAAAACAUGGGGCAGGAGGUCCUCCAUCUGACCAAGGAGCUGGAGCUUUCUAAGCGGUACAGCCGAGCCCUCAGGCCCAGCAUGAACGGAAGGAGAAUGGUGGAUGUGCCUGUGGCUUCCACUGGGGUCCAGACGGACGCUGUGGGCAGCGAAUCCGCGGAGGAAGAAACGCCAGCUGUGUUCAUACGGAAAUCCUUCCAAGAGGAAAAUCACAUCAUGAGCAACCUUCGGCAGGUGAGCCUCAAGAAGCCUGUGGAGCGAUCCUCUGUUCUCGACAGGUAUCCCCCAGCAGCAAGCGAGCUCACCAUGAGAAAAUCUUGGAUCCCAUGGAUGAGGAAAAGGGAAAAUGGCCCCUCGAUCCCGCAGGACAAGGCGCCUCGAAGCAGCUCCAACCCAGGGCACCCGGGAGAGCUUGUCCUCUCACCAAAGCAGGGCCAGCCCCUGCAUAUCCGUGUGACACCAGACCACGAGAACAGCACUGCGACUUUGGAGAUCACGAGCCCCACAUCCGAGGAGUUUUUUUCUAGCACCACUGUCAUUCCUACCCUAGGGAAUCAGAAACCAAGGAUAACCAUUAUUCCUUCACCAAAUGUGAUGUCCUCAAAACCAAAAAGUGCAGAUCCUACCCUUGGCCCUGAGCGAGCCAUGUCCCCUGUCACGAUUACGACAUUUUCCAGGGAGAAACCCCCAGAAAGUGGCAGAGGCUCGUUCGCAGACAGGCCCGGGUCCCCCAUCCAGAUCAUGACGGUGUCCACGUCGGCAGCGCCGGCCGAGCCUGCAGCCCAUGGCGAACCCCAAGAUGUGCCCGUGGGAAGGACUGUCCUCAAAGUGACCCCUGAGAAACAGACUGCCGCACCUCCAGUGCGGAAGUACAACGCCAACGCCAACAUCAUAACCACGGAAGACAAUAAGAUCCACAUUCACUUAGGCUCUCAGUUCAAGCGAUCCCCAGGGGCUUCGGCAGAAGGAGUGAGUCCAGUCAUUACCGUCAGGCCCGUGAACGUGACAGCCGAAAAGGAGCUGUCCACGGGCACGGUUCUUCGCUCUCCCAGGAACCACCUCUCCGCACGACCUGGGGCGAGCAAAGUGACCAGCACCAUCACCAUCACACCGGUCACAACCUCCUCCACCCGAGGAACCCAGUCAGUGUCAGGACAAGAUGGGUCUUCCCAGCGGCCUACACCCACCCGCAUUCCUGUGUCAAAAGGUAUGAAAGCAGGAAAGCCAGUAGUGGCAGCCACAGGAGCAGGAAAUCUGACCAAAUUCGAGCCUCGAGCUGAGACUCAGUCUAUGAAAAUAGAGCUGAAGAAGUCUGCAGCCAGCAGCGCUACCUCUCUUGGAGGGGGGAAGGGCUGAGGGCAGUGGCUGAGGGGAAAGUAUCAUCAUUCACCAGUUGCGUGUGAACUCCCGAUGAGAUUACCAAGCACACACUGGGUGUAUGUGCCUCCUCUGAGUCCCUGUUGAAUGGAUAGUAUUUCUGCAGUCCUGCAUCGCCACUAAGGUCCUCCAUGCUACUGAUCACCACUGGAAAUUUUACUAUUUCCAGUGAUUUUUUUUUGAGGAUAUAAUGUAAAAAUUGAACACAGCUUUGCUGAUAAUAUGGUAAUAUGUAGCAAAAGCAGUUGAGUCUUUGUGCCAAAAGAAAAUUCUUUUCCUUUUUCAAAACUUUAGGUCUAUGGGCACAUGCUAUGUAAUUUAUUUUUAUAAUACAUUUUGUAAUGUGAUUCUUUUUCCUAAACUGUUUCUUUUUUUCAGUCUAUGGCACAUAUAUCUGUAGAACACACUGUCAGUUCUUCGAAGUAUUGGUAUUUUUGCAUUCAAAAUGUUAACCUAUAAUUAUUUUCUUUUUACCAAUUUGUUAUUUUUGAGGAAAAGAAAGCACAACACUGUAUUUCCCAGGGUAAAUUGAAGAGAUAAAACCAAGAAAUAGAUUCUGGGAGAAAAUUGUAUUAUUGCUUGUAUAAUGCUAUCGUUCCAAUCAUGGUUCAAAAGUAAAAAGUAAUGCUCUGAGUUAGGAGCUUAAUUUAAAUACUUAAAAACCAGCUUUUUUCUGGUGUUCUGUGUCAAUAACCCUGGAUGAACUGAGUUUUGCAUGUAGUGAGUUAAUAGAAGGAUAUGUAAAAAGUUUAACUAGUAAAGGAAACAGGGACAGCAUCAACUGACGACAAUAUUUCUAUUUGCUUUAUCUCCUUAUAUGUACAAAACAUAAUAAAGACACAUUUCUCACAUACUACUCAAUGAAAUAAAUGACCUAGAUAAUGUCAGCAUCUUUUAAAACUUAGAGAGAUCCAAAGAAGAUCACAUUUCCCCUCUGAUUUUGGUAGAUUUUCAUAGCCACAUGAGAGAAUAUAGUCUUUAAAUAAGCAAAAAUAUUACCCAUAUCUCUAGAUCAGAAGCUGCUGUUGAAUUUAGGAUUAUGUGAAAAUAUGUGUCUAAAGUCUACUUGAAAUUCUGACAACGAAACUGUAGGUUUUUAAAAAGGACUUUCUUAAUGUGGACUUGUUCUCAACAAGAUCUUAAAGGUGACCUUAAAGAUGAAUUAAGAAUUCACACAUCUUUCUGAAUGCUGAAAUCAUUUACAGUAUAACUUUACUAAGAUUAAAGAGAGAAUACUUCUGAACGUGAAAGAAUAAGUAGGAGCCACAAGGUAAUAUUGUUGCCUCAUCUCUCCAGUCCACAAUUUGUAACCAGGUUUAUAAGUCACAGAAUCUCUGAAAUGGGAAAAAUUAAUUUUAACUUUCCCUCCUCUAUGUAAUCUUGGAAGGUUUUAAGGUAUGCCUUGUGGAGUUGGCAAAUCAUAUUCAACAUGUAUUCUAUAUUAAAUAGCUAUAUUUUAUGUUAAAAUAAUUAUUGCUUUUUUAAGUAAAAGAAAUGCUACAGUAGUCUUGCUCUAGCUUGAAUGAUUGUGGAAAUAUCACAUAAUCUCCUGUAGAUAUGAUUACUGACUCAGAAAACUACAGUGUGUACGUGUGAAGAGUUUAAAUUUUUGUUACUGAGUUCUUUUUCUGAAAUGUUAAACUGCAGUGACAUUUUCAUGAGAAAAUAGUUUUGUUUAGUGUUGUCAUAUUUUUUGACUCAGUUAAAUUCCCUAUUUGCCAAUGUUUAAUUAUACCUCUGAUGCCAAAAACUUUCAGCUAGACCACAGAAUAGCAUUUGAAGCAUAUAACUUUUGCUCAACUUGUGGGAAUCUUAUUGUACUAAUAGAGGAUAUUAUUUUAAAUACUUUGGGACUUUAAAUUAAAAUAUUACUAGUAAUUUAUAUAUAUUUGGAUAAGAGGGGGAAUUUCCUCCUGAAUUUGUAAUGGAAUUUGGUACUUGCCAGAACAGUGAGGGUGGUGAGGCAAUAAGUCCUUGAGGCAGAUACUGAGUUUUUUCUGUCUGUGCUAUCAGUAAGGCCUCUGUUUAAACUGGAAUGGAAUCUGAGCAAUAGAUGAGCAAAAUUAAUCCCAGUAAUUCUGAACUAAAAUGAGAACAUUAACAAGCAAGAUCAUAAAGAUCAUAGCCAUAUCUUAACAUCCAUGUCCAAUUAAAAACAUUGCCUUCUCAUGCAAUCCACUCUUCACAU
This is a messenger RNA of Castor canadensis (American beaver), 5595 nucleotides long. The record is from RefSeq and is a predicted model, not a curated record. Lineage: Eukaryota; Metazoa; Chordata; Mammalia; Rodentia; Castoridae.